CAUUACAGGCCAGCAACUCGAUACAAUGUCCAUUUACAGUGAGAGUACUGUGUGAGGAGGAUGAACUUUUGAGCUCAAUUCCGCCAAGAGAUCUGGAGCCCCCUCGUAGAAGACCCCCGACGUCAGCUAGAACUGCCCAGAGAUUGAUUGCUCAAAGUAUGGGUAUAAAGUUGCCUUCUACAGACUUUGGAUCCAGAGAAUAUAGGAGACAGGAGGAAGCCAGGAAGAACCGGAUCGUUUCAAGACAAAAUAUGAGGAAUGAUGCUUGGGGUGAUGAUGCCAACUAAGGAUUCAUUUGUUCAAGCUCUCUAAAAAUUUCAUGUUUUUCUUCAGUAUGCAUUAACCAGUGUUACAGAUCUGAAAUCCCCAAGCAUUAACCGGCCUUACAUUUUGAGUUUUGCAUAUCUUCACCAGUUUUGAACAGAUGAAUAAUAUCUGAGGAAUUCUUGAUAUUGUCCCGUCGAUUAAAAAAGUAGGUACUCUUACUCAUCCUUGUAUAGCUACAGAAAUGAGCCAAACCUUAUUCAGUUCUCAGUUUCUGAUGUAUAUCUCUGAUGUCAAAAUUGUAUCAUUUGUUUUGGCUGGCAAUCUCAUUGGAAGCUUUGACUUAUC
This is a messenger RNA of Nicotiana tabacum (common tobacco), 612 nucleotides long. The record is from RefSeq and is a predicted model, not a curated record. NCBI's taxonomy places the organism in Eukaryota, Viridiplantae, Streptophyta, Magnoliopsida, Solanales, Solanaceae.